Pristis pectinata (smalltooth sawfish) is the source of this 7094-nucleotide messenger RNA. It is a transcript of the gene pdzk1, whose product is annotated as PDZ domain containing 1. Gene Ontology annotation, biological process: protein localization to plasma membrane. Gene Ontology annotation, molecular function: protein-membrane adaptor activity; protein binding. The record is from RefSeq and is a predicted model, not a curated record. Gene Ontology annotation, cellular component: apical plasma membrane. NCBI's taxonomy places the organism in Eukaryota, Metazoa, Chordata, Chondrichthyes, Rhinopristiformes, Pristidae. The transcript has 9 exons. The coding region runs from base 98 to 1666 and encodes 522 amino acids.
UUCAAAGUCCACAGCUACACCUGACACCAUCACAGAGAGCGCUCAGAGAAUCUCUUGGAACUGAACUGCUGGAGUUUGAUCACUGGAGCCACAAGCGAUGGUGAUGCCACCUCAGCCCCGAGUUUGCCAGCUGUCCAAGAAGGAAGGCGGGAGCUAUGGAUUCUUCUUGAGGAUCGAGAAGGAUGUGAAGGGUCACCUGAUCCGUGCCGUGGUGAAGGAAGGUCCUGCAGACCGCGUGGGUCUGCAGGAUGGCGACCGAGUGCUCAGGGUCAAUGGGGUUUUUGUCGACACCGAGGACCAUCAACGGGUAGUGGAACUGAUCAAGAAGUCGGGGACGUCAGUCAGCCUCACAGUACUGGAUGGUGACUCGUACGUUAACUCCAAGAAACAAGGCAUUGACCUGCUGCAACUGAGCUGUGUGGACUCAGGUCCAAACAAGCCGGUGGUAAACGGAGUCAGUGGGAAAACGCACCGGCCAAGGCUCUGCUACCUGCUGAAACAGGAGCACGGCUUUGGAUUUUCAUUGAAAACCAUCACAGGAGUUCCUGGUCUGUUCAUGACAGAUAUUUCUCCCCAUGGUGCUGCUUUCAUUGCUGGAGUUCAGCCCAACGACCGGAUCCUUCAACUGAAUGGAGAAAACGUCGAGAACUUCACUCACGAGCAGAUGGUGACCCAGAUGAAAUCGUCAGGGAUCAACAUGGUGCUGCUGCUGAUUGAUGAAGCCUCAGACAAAUACUUCAAGAGCAGAGCGCUUCCAGUUGUGGCAUCGAUGGCCAGUGUGAACGGGCUCCCGUACAAGCCACGGAUAGUGGAGUUAACCAAGGAGGCUCAAGGCUACGGAUUCUUCCUGAGGAUGGAACAGGGGCAUCAGGGUAUUGGUCACUACAUCAGGGCGAUUGAUCCAAACAGCCCAGCUGAAAAGGCGGGUCUGGUUGACGGGGAUUUACUGGUCGCUGUGAACGGGACAGGUGUAGAACAUCUCGAGCAUGAGUCGGUGGUUGAUAUGAUAAAGAAAUGUGGGAACAAGACCACGUUCCUUGUCGUCGAUAAUGCAACAAACCAGCUUUACAAACAGGCUGGCAUUUCUCCACUCUGCUACUGGAAUGAAGUUCAUGAAUCGCCCUGUGCAGAGGAAGUCGAGGCUUCGGGAGAGAGUCAGAGAUCGGGGGACGGCCUGUCAGCCGGUGCCAAACUCUGCCACAUCACCAAAGGCCCAGAAGGAUUUGGCUUCACCAUCAGUGCAGUCUGGGGUGCACAGGGGCCAUUUAUUAGACAGGUUGUUAAAGGAAGCCCAGCAAGUGAGGCUGGCCUGGAAGUGAAUGAUGUUCUGAUACAAGUGAACGGUGUCAACGUGGAGGUGGACACACACCACGAGUUAGUGGAGAGAAUCAACAGCUGCAGGGAUCAGCUGAGCUUGCUGGUGGUCAGGAAGGAAGAGAACGAGCACGUCAAAGCCUCAGAGAUGCCUAUGUCUCCACUGGUAAUCCCUGAGGCGAUGCCUGAGCCCAUCAGUCCCCCCAGCGACAUUCAAGAGGACAGCAGAGUUGAGGAAGCGGCAGAGAAAAAGCCAGAGGCUGACGAACCCACGCAGAAGAUGGGAGAGCAGGACGAGUCCUCCUCCUCCUCCUCAGCUGAAGGUGAUUCAGAUGAUGUUACACAAAUGUAAAAGGAUCAUGAAAGGAACGUACAGACAAGGCACAUGAUCACCUCUUUAAUAACUGUGACUUUAUUGCUAAUCAUGAGUUCAUUUCUCUUCAGAAAAUUUCCUACAUUUUGAAAGUAAUAAUGCUCAAUGAACAAAUCUAUAAAAUUUAAAUAUGGAACCUCACAUUGCGAGGAGACCAUUGUGUGUGCAAAAAGCGAUCUGAUUAGUUCUGUUCUCUCAGCACUGAAAUUCUGCCCCACCUCACACAUUUAUACAAUUCCAUUUUCAGCAUCACUGCAGAACCUGCUUCCACCAGGCCAAGUGGGUAAGUUAUCAAAUACUUGGUGAGUUAACAAGUCAAACUGCACACAGUUGUCCUGGGUGAACUAUUGGCCUUUUCAACAACUCUGUGUAUAACGUUGCAAAACUUUCCAAAGAGCCAGACAGGAAUGGUCAUCGAACAAAUUAUGGCACAGAACCACACAGAGGUAUUAAGAAAGGUAACCUAAAGCUUAACCAAAUCAAAAUCAAAAUCAAAAUUUUAUUUUGAAAAUCAAAAUAAAAACUGCAGAUGCUGGAAAUCUUUGAUUAGAAAAUGCUGGAAAAUCUCAGCAGGUCAGGCAGCAUCUGGGGAAGGAGCGAGAGAGGCAGUCAGCAUUUCAGAUCCACAACCCCUUGUCAGUAUGUUUUAAGGUGAAUCCUAAAAGAGACAGAGGUUUGUGAGGGAAUUCUGGAGCUUGGGUCACAGAAGUCAACUGCCCUGCCAACUAUCAUUGGCCAAAUCCCUGGAACACAUCCAAUGACUUUUGGAGGUUUCCAGGAACUCAUUCCUCAUGACGUAUUACAGGGAUGCAAACAGUUUCCAAUGUCAAACCAAAACAAUUCCUAAUGUAACACAACUAGAGUGAUCACCAGGUUUGAGUCGAAUCCCUGUAUCAUUUAAAUAAAAUAUCAGUACAUCUCCCCACAGGAUCAAAUUCGAGGUGAAACCAGUGGAGCCAUUAAUUAGCCUCCCAUUGUACAGCUUGGCAGAUUCUCCUUUUCUCUCAUUGAUGAGACAGGAACUGAGAUCCACCUGCUCUCUCAGCUGAAUGAGAGAGAUCCCUUAGCUGUUGUGUUCUCUGACACUGUUGUGGUGACUACACUUCAUUUCAUUGGUUGUAAGGCACUUUGGGAGGUCCUGUAGGAAUGAAAAGGACUGUGUAGAGACAGAUUUACACUUAAAAUUUAUGAAUAUGCCUCCUUAAUUGCUCUAAUAUUCUAUGGAUAACUUUGGCUGGGCUAUAGCAUGAAUCAUUCUACAUUGAGGGGCAUUGCCAAACUUACUGAAAUUGCUUAUAACCAUUAUUUCAUCCAAUUUCUCAAUGUCCACACCUGUGAGUGGCCUCCAUCAACCUCCUCAUCUCAUGACACAGGAACAGAAGGCCAUUCACCCCUCAAGGCUUCCUGCCACAUCAUUGCCUGAUGGUUGAUCUGUAUCUCACUGACUGGUUCCACGCCCCUUACUGCUCCUCCCUGUCACCCGCACAGUCCAAGCUUUUGGUUUUGAGAGAGUGAGUUCCUGGCUUGCACUACCCUUUGUGGACAGAACUACUUCCCGAUUUUACUUUGAACUGUUAAGCCUGCAGUGACCAAGUUGUACACAGAUAUCUAUGGGGCAUGCUGCCAGCUCACUGCCUAUGGGUUGGACAAACACCUUUACAGCAGGGAGAUGAGAUAAUCCACUUAAUACUAAUCAAGAUUAUUGCCAUAUUGUGUAGCCUUUUCAAAUUCUUUUCAUAUCCUUCUACUGCAAUAUUUUCAACAGGAUUAACAUCUGCCUCCUCUGAAAUGGUGACUUGCAUUAGAGGGACUGCAGAUUAAAAGUACUCCACAAAUUUAACGGAGUGAAAUACAAGGUUCAGCCAAUGCGUAGGAUCAGGAAGAGUUUCCUGACUGCUCCAAAUGUAAGGCUCUCCUUGCUUCUCUGCUGGAAGUGGUUUCUCUUUAUUUACCUGGGUCAUUCCCUUUAAGUUUGAACCAAGCUCUCACUUUGGAACAGGGGAGGCUGGAUGGAGACUGGGUUGCGGUGUAUGAGGUGCUGAGAUAGGAAGGGCCCAUUUCUUUCAGCCAAAUCGUCAGAAACCUGGGGUUAUAAAUCGGUAGAAUGAUUUCGAGAGGAGAUGAAGGAGCAUUUUUCAUGCAGAGGGUGACAGGGGUUUGGAACUCACUGCCUGACAGGGGGGGGGAGGCAGAAACCUGAAUCAGAUGUAAACAGCCUAUGGACGUGGACUUGGUGAACUGCAGACCCAGUGCUGGAAGGUGCGAUUCAGCUGGGGAGCUCUCCCAACCAGCACAGCCAUGAUGGGCCAAAUGGCCUCCUCCAGUUUAGUGAAUUCCUAAUGAUCUUCCAAAUACCUGAAGUAGAUUGCAACUUCAUUUUCCAAAAGGGAAUACAAGGUGAGUCUGUGGAAACUCGCACAACUUAACCCCUUCAACACCAGUAUCUGCCCUUUCUAAGGGGUAGAGUGCACAGAGUGGUCUUCUGAGGCGUGGGGGGGGGUAACAGAUUCACCAGGGAUAAAGGUUUUUAAACACAGAGAGUGGUGGGUGCCUGGAACUGCUGCCAAGGGUGGUGGUGGCAUUCAAGUGGCUUUUAGACAGGCACAUGAAUGUGCAGGGAAUGGGGGGAUAUGGGUCACAUACAGGCAGAAGGGGUUAGCAUCAUGUUUAGCACAGACAUAGUGGGCCAAAGGGCCUGUUCCCAUGCUUUACUGUUAAACUGUGGACAGGAUGUGUGGGCCAGGCUUAUGCUCCGGGUGGGGUCUUUGAUUAUGCUGGCUGCUUUACCGAGGCAGUGAGAAGUGUAGACAGAGUCCAUGGAGGGGAGGCUGGUUUCUGUGAUGUGCUGGGCUGUGUCCACAACUCUCUGCAGUUUCUUGCGGUCCUGGGCAGAGCAGUUGCCGUACUAAGCCGUGAUGUAUCCAGAUAGAAUGCUUUCUAUGCUGCAAUGUUGAAUGAAUUAUUGCUCACAAUGGGGCAAACAGAGCAGCAAAAUAAUGUUCAAACUAAAGUCUGGUCAGGAUCCCAUUUGCCCCCACAAAGGGUAGUGGAAAUCUGGAACCCUGCCCUCAAAUGGUGUGGUGCUGGUGAAAGCAGGUGCCAUUGGAAGUUUGAGACCAAGUAAGAUUUUUGUUAGGGAUGGAUAGCAAUUUCAAGGUUGUUACCCUUGUUCAAGACCCUUGUUCAGGUCUCUCCCUCAGAGAUCUUAGCCUCAACUAGAUCACACAAUGAACUUAUUAUAAAAUAUGGCACAAAAGGUCAGGAAAGGGGGUAAGGUAGAUUGAAUUGAAUGGUACAAUAGCUUAAGAGCUGGAAUGGUCCCUCCUGUUCCUAUCAGCCCAGGAAACACCUUUGCAUAUGCAACAAUUGUUUUAGAUUCAUGAAUGAAAUGCUGUGAGGUCCAAGCUAUAUAAUUAUAUGUAGUAUUUAUGACUUUUUUCUUGUAAAUAUAAACGUCAAACUUUCAUUGAAUAGAACUUGUAUCUUUAUUUGAAAUAAAUUAUGAAAUAAAAGGGACAAUUUAAUUAAUACGGAGCAGAAUAUUAUUCUCUUCACGUACCUAAAUCUGUAACUUACCCCUGUGUAAACAAAGCAACAUCUAUAUUCGAGUGUGGAUUUGGGAAAAACCAGGGACAAAUACAGAAGUUAAUGCAACCGAGAAUUUGAAAGGGGAACUGUUGGAACUGUGUGCCUGGUUUGUUAGUACUUUCAUAAAAGAUAUUAAUGUUUCCAGAAAUGUCAUUUUCAAAAGUGAAAGAUAAGCAAAUAUUUUAAUAGAAGCUGGAGGAUCGAACAAAAACAGGGAGAAUAGAGCUAUGGGGAGGUAAUGGGUGAAAGAUUAGGUUGUAUAUGAUAGGGCAGGAGCUAGGGUUAUGCUCAUGGGGGGGGGGUGGUUUUAAAAGACAAAGCUCUUUAGGUAAAGAAAUAGGUUUAGAAACAGUUUCUGGCAGGGAUCAGGUUGUGGGGAGAGUUUGAGUCAAGUUGAUUUUUCAAAGCUUACAGCAACUUUUGGUGAACCAUAAUCCACAUCUAGUAGAUGCACAUAUAUGUGACUGCAUGAAUUAAGAUGCAAUUUAAAAACUCUGGUGGAAGGUGGGUGUCACUGACAAGGCCAGCAUUUGUUGACCAUCCCUAAUUACCUGUUAGAAAGUAAUUAUGACAGCAACAUUUAAGAAGCAUUUAGACAGGCAUGUGAACAGGCAGGGAGCGGAGGGAUAUAGACCAUGUCUAGACAGAUGUGCAGUUUAAACUGGCAUCAUAGUCAGCCAUCCUGAGCCAAACAGCCUGUUCCAGAGUGAUACUGUUCUAUGUCCUUAAGGUGGUGUUGAACUACUGGCUCAAACUGCAUUCUGUCAGUCAAGUGGCACUCUGAGACUGACGGUGAUUUAUUUCCGAUAACCUUGCUGGAAACUGGUUGUAGUCCAUGUGCCCACUGCCCUUGUCCACUGGAAGUUUGCUUUUGAUAGCUGCUAUCAGAGUAACCUAAGCAAGUAACCGCAGUAUGUUCUGUGAAUUCCACACAUGUAGACACUGUGCACCGGUGCUGAAGGGAAUGAAUGUUUAGGGAGGUGGAUGAACUGCUUCAUCCUAGAUGGUUUUGAGCUUUUUGAGAGUUGUUAGAGCUGCACUCAGCCAGGCAAGUGGACAGCAUUCUGUCACACUCCUGACCUGUGCCUUGGAGAUGAUGGAAAGGCUUUGGGGUGUCAGGAGGCGAGUUCCUCGCCACAGGAUACUCUGCCCCUGUCCUGUUCCUGGAGCCAUGGUAUUUUACAGAGAAUGGAAAUGAUUGCUCAUCAGGGAAUCCAGUGUGAGAAAAAGAUAAUAUUUGAAUCUCAUCCUUUUCAGCUGGGUGUGGGAGCUCAUCCAACAGUGGACGAUCGGUGUUCAGUUCAUAAGUUAACACAGAAUGCAAGAUUUGUAGAUGCAUGGGUGUUGAGGAUGGAGAAGCAAACACUGCUGGAGAUUGAACAAGACCUGAAGCAGGCAGACAGAAGCUAGUCCAGCCCAGUGUCCAGGCAUUAGGAGCAGGUACUGAAAGCGCAAGAAGCAGGACGUCACCUGAUCAUCCAGACCAUUAAAGCUUUCCUACUGCAAUUUGUUGUACAUCUGCUGAAGCUCCAAGUUUAACUGUUCACCAGUUCUAAAUACGAUUUUUGCACAAAAUGUGCUUAAUUUAUCAGACUUUUUCAGUUUUAUGGGAAAAUACACAAGCACCUCACAACAGAAACACUUGUCAGAGGAAUAAAGAACACAAGAGACUGCAGAUGCUGGAAUCUGGAGCAAUGCACAAUCCGCUGGGUGCAGAGCUUUGACCUGGAAUGUCAACAAUUCCUUUCCCCCCAGACGCUGCUCGACCCACUGAGUUCCUCCAGCAGAUUGUUUGUUGCGAGAGGAAUAAAGAACUUGG